This is a messenger RNA of Nezara viridula (southern green stink bug), 807 nucleotides long. The record is from the annotation of a GenBank genome assembly. Lineage: Eukaryota; Metazoa; Arthropoda; Insecta; Hemiptera; Pentatomidae.
AUGUCAUUAGCAUACGAUUGUGGUGAUUUCAAAGUGGUAACGAUGAAGUAUUCGGAAUCUUCAUCAGCUGAACACUAUAUUUUAAUGAAGGAACAUUUUGUGCGAAGUAAAUGUCAGGAAAAACCACCUGACAAAACUCUGUUUAUAGUGGGUGUACCUCCUUUUGUAACAGAGGAACUUUUUAGCGGAAUGUUUUCCCAAUUUGGUACCGUUAAAGCUGUAUUCUUUCAUUCCGAACCAAAUCCAGGUCUGCCUUUGAUGAAUGUGUCGAAAUUCUUUGUGGAUUAUCCUGAAGUAAAGGAAUACAAGGUGGCAUAUGUUGUAUUUGAGAAUGCCAGAAGUGUUGAGAAAGUUCUCUCCAUCGAUGCUGACGAGAAACUUAUUCUGUUGGGCGAAGAGGAGACCUCACCUUUCGGUCUUCAUAGAUGGUGUAAGGAGUACAACAGAAAACUGAUUAAUCCUGCUGAUAUCAAGGAUGAAAUAGAUAAUUAUAUGGAAGAAUAUGAUAAGAAAGUAGAAGAAGAGGAGAUGAGGUUGAAGGAAAUUACUGCAGAACCUGACGAGGAGGGCUGGAUUACAGUCACCAAAAAAGGUAGAAAUCCUGGUUUUGCUAGAAAAGAGAGUGUUCAUAAAAAUAUAAUGAAGAAGGAAAAACUCAAAGUUAAGAAAAAGCAGCUACUCAAUUUUUACAGGUUCCAGAUAAAGGAGUCUAAAAUGAACCAGCUGGUACAGCUUCGGGAGAAAUUCGAAGAAGACAAGAAGAAAAUAGAACAGAUGAAGAAAUCCCGCACAUUCAAACCUUUUUAA